Molecule: messenger RNA, 1597 nt
Organism: Manis pentadactyla (Chinese pangolin)
Lineage: Eukaryota; Metazoa; Chordata; Mammalia; Pholidota; Manidae
Product: spore coat protein SP65-like
Exons: 6
Coding region: 17-1597 (526 amino acids)
Biological process (GO): cell-cell signaling
Molecular function (GO): growth factor binding
Source: RefSeq, a predicted model, not a curated record
CCACCAAGCUGAAGUCAUGAGGACCCUGCUUUCCUUCCUCCUUCUGGCCGCUCAAGGACUCCUCCUGGAGGGCACAGAGAAAAUACAGAUAGAGAGACGCAGCAUAGCAUCCAUGGAUGAAAAGCUACCUCUGUGCAAGCCUGAAAUUGUGGAGAGAACCUGGAAACAAAUUGAUGCAAUUGGUGGCAGGAUUGUCACCCGGGACGAGGCCAUAUGUACUGUAACUGUGAUGGAGCAGGGGAAGGACACUGCCCUGAAGGUGGACUGCACCCGACUGGACAACCAUUUUUCCUGUGUCUUUGCUGGUAACCCAACUUCCUGCUUAAGGUGUGUGAGAAAUGACAUAUGGUACUGGAGACAAAUUGCCCAGAACUUGCGCAGAUUGAACCACAUCUGUGAAGACUCACGUGUGGCUCUGAAGACCAGGGUGUGCCGCCGCUUUCCAGAAUCCCACCUUAAGCUGGUGUACUCCACUCUGAUCAAUGAUCCAAGUGAGGAUGACCCGUGGUGGCAUCUCGUGGUCAAACAGGACCCCUACAUGGUUUGCAAAUGUGUCAAACAUGUUUUUCCCAAACCACCCUGUGAUAGGACCACACAGCCCACCACCACCACACAGCCCACCACUAACACCACACAGCCCACCAUCACACAGACCACCACCACCACCACCACCACCGAGCCCACCACCACCACACAGACCACAACCACCACACGGCCCACCACCACCACCAAGCCCACCACCACCACACAGACCACCACCACCACCACUGAGCCCACCACCACCACACAGCCCACCACCACCACACAGUCCACCACCACCACACAGACCACCACCACCACCACUGAGCCCACCACCACCACACAGCCCACCACCACCACACAGUCCACCACCACCACACAGACCACCAGCACCACCACUGAGCCCACCACCACCACACAGCCCACUACCACCACACAGACCACCACCACCACCACUGAGCCCACCACCACCACACAGCCCACCACCACCACACAGUCCACCACCACCACACAGACCACCAGCACCACCACUGAGCCCACCACCACCACACAGCCCACUACCACCACACAGACCACCACCACCACCACUGAGCCCACCACCACCACACAGCCCACCACCACCACACAGUCCACCACCACCACACAGACCACCACCACCACCACUGAGCCCACCACCACCACACAGACUAACAAGUCAGGGUCGACCUCUGCGGGUGCCACCUGCUCCCCACUGGAGCCGGUCGCUUACCAGGAGGAUGAUGAUGACAAGCACAUGAAGACACCACAAGGUGACGAACCAGCUGCAAUAACGGGGACGUCGGAUUACAUCAACAACUUUCCCUGCAGAAGCUGCUUCGCUCUGAAGAGGCGUGGCUGGGAGGAGUAUGAUAAAGAUCUGUGGGUGAGACAGCUGCAAGCCCGCGAGCUUCUUCCUGCAUCUGGCACUGCACUGGAUCUGCACGCCCCGGACAAGCGUCCAAACUCCGUGCACAUGGAUGCUCGAGUCAACACCACCUUCCAUGUCCCCUGCCAUGUCCGUUCUCAUCAAGUGGUUACCCAAGUCCGUGUAGAGCUGUGA